Messenger RNA from Rhineura floridana, 2181 nucleotides. It is a transcript of the gene SHISA3, whose product is annotated as shisa family member 3. The transcript has 2 exons. Lineage: Eukaryota; Metazoa; Chordata; Lepidosauria; Squamata; Rhineuridae. The record is from RefSeq and is a predicted model, not a curated record. Bases 301 to 885 code for a protein of 194 amino acids.
CUUUCUUCCCGAUAGCCUCAGGGAGGGGGAGAACAGCCAGGCCCGACGGCUGACGCCGGUGACCCGUCCAUCGACCUCAGCUGGGAGAGGAGGGGCCGCCAGGGGUGCCCGAAGCUUCCGUCACAGCCUUCACCUCUAGGGGUCUCACGCCCAGCCCUUCCCCUCUGUUUUUCUCCUGCGGGCGCCGUCGCGCUCCUGCCAGUGACCUCUGUGGGUGGGGAGGAAGCAACGUGAAUACUCGCUGGCUGGGCAGGCGGCGGCGAUUCCCAGCAGCCAGAGCCGACGGCGGGGCCAGUGGCCAUGGGCGGCCAGUGGCUGAGCUGCCUCCUACUAGGCUGCUGCUUGGCUUGGCGCUGGGGCAGCGCGCAGAGGCCGGGUGCCGUGGGACUGGGCAGCGGCGGCGAGUACUGCCACGGCUGGGUGGACGCGCACGGCAGGUACUACGAGGGCUUCCCUUGCCCGGAGCGCUUCGACACGCCCGACGCCACAAUCUGCUGCGGCUCGUGCGCCCUGCGCUAUUGUUGCGCCACCACGGAGGCGCGCCUGGAGCAAGGCGGUUGCACCAACGACCGCGAGCUGGAACAACCGUCUGGGAGCGCCCAACCAAUCUACGUACCAUUUCUUAUCGUUGGAUCAAUAUUUCUUGCCUUCAUUUUUGUGGGCUCCUUCGUCGCUGUUUAUUGUUGUACGUGUUUAAGGCCUAAGCAAACAUUGCCACAGCCAAUAAGAUUUUCUCUUCGAAGCUACCAGAUGGAGACUUUGCCAAUGAUCCUGACCUCAACUAGCUUAAGGACUCCAUCAAGACAACCCAGUACUGCAACCAGCUCCAGUUGUACUGCUGGCUCUAUCCACAGGUUUUCAUUUGCCAAGCAUAUGGGUGUAUAGUGUAUAGUGGCAUCUUCACCCCCACCUUACACCCCGGGCUGCUUACAAAUGGGCCACUCUAUAAGCCUCUCACAGCCAUCUGGACUUUUGAUGUCAGGACCAUAUUUCUCCUAUCCUCUUGACUCUGAAUCGUCUCUGACUGAGAAGAGUAUUCCAGAUCUUAGCCAGAGCUAAAAGGGGUUUUCAAAACAAUAUGCUCACAGAGAAGCACCAUUAACUCCUGCUUUAUGUGGUUUUCAUUGAUGUGUUCUCUGGUUAUGGGAUUGGAAAUCAUGUGAAUGGGUGAGUUACCCUUUUGAAAAGCACAAAUUAUUGCAACUUUUAAAAAUAUAAACAUUGGUCUAAAAUGUCAUUGGAAUGAAUGCAGAUUCCAAAUUGAUACAAACUUAGAGCAUUAUUGCUUUCAAUAAGAGUCACCAAACCACUGUGGAUUUAUGUUGACUAAAAUCUCAUCUUCAGUAUGUGUGUAAAGUUACACAUCUAAUGUGAGCAGAGCUCUUGCAGAUACAAAUAGAAUGAGGCACCGAGCAGCCAAAUUGAAGAGUUUAUUUAGGUGACAGGUAACGUUGCUGAUGAUUUCUAUGGGAACUUGAGACAUAUGUCAGUUUCAGACAAUGGGGCAUCUUUGGCUGGAUUAUGCCCUAUGUUUUAUUAUUGAUUAACCCAUUUGUUUGUUUUUAAAACAGAGACUUGUAUAAAUCAUUUUCACCAGAAUUAGUAUUACUUUUUAUAAAGGGAAUAGUGUUAUUAAUAGACUGCAUCACUAAAAGCUCUAAAAUGAGAGAAGAUUAAUGGUUAUAAGAACCAGAAGUUUUUAAAAAAGAUUUGUGAAAUAAAGACACUAACCAACCAACCCUAAAACUUGCUGUGCCAGGAAAAAGCUGUUUUGAAUGUGUGGCAGCACAGACAGCUGUGCCAGCACAAUAUAUGAGAUGUGACAAGAUUGUUAGGGUUUUUUUUGUUUAAAAAACCCCCCCUAAUAAUCAAGUUUUAAGUAAAAAUAUGGAAGUUUUCUCACAGUCAAGAGCAUAAAAUGUAAUAAAACUUAAAAACUAUACAGUAAUUUUACAGGUUUUCUGCGUAAAACAUUAAAAUGCUGAAGUAGACUUGUGUAUUUUUUUCUCAAGUAUGUAUUUAUAGCGUCCUGUACCUUGGAAAACACAAGCUGGAUAAAUCAAGUUUUAUUUUGUAAAAUGCGUACUAUAUAAAAUAAUGUUUAAGAGCUGUAAUUUAAAAUGUGUUCACAGCAUUAAUGGUAUUUAGUAGUCUCGGGUUUUCUUCCAAUAAAACACUCAG